UUGCCUCCUUCAACUGAAAGAAACGUCAGAAUCGCUGUUAACAUCUCAUGUCCACAUUAAAAUAAAUAUAGAUCCAGAGAGAGGGAUAGAUAUAGACAGACUCAAAAAAAUCAAAUCAGUAGCCGAGUUUGAUCAGUUCAAUAUUUUUCUGUCUUUUCUGACUUCUAGUUGAAUUUUAUUUGUCAAACAAUUGACAUUAGUUUGUGCUGCUCACAGCAUUAAAAAUUGACAUUAGAAUAAUUUAGCAGUAACAUUUCUGUCCAGCUACAGCUUCCACUGAAACACAAACUCCGACCUGAGCUGAUGACAUGAAUAACUGCAGCUGUCAGUUUGAAGAUGUGUUUUCAGCAGACACAUUGUCUUCUCUGUGUGGAGUGAACUGAUGGUGGUGAACUGAAGUGCUGCACAGCCAGGCAAUUUGCCCCCCACCCCCCUCUGUUUGUGCGUUCAGGUGGGUAAGCUGCAGAUGUCAGCAGAUAGACUGCUGAGUCUCACUGAUGGGAACUUAUCGGAUUAGCAGAGACACACUCUUAAUGACAAUCACUUGUGAUAUAACAAUCAUAUCGUGUCAGGAUAAUAUCAGUAACGAUGAUAUGACUGUUUUAAAGAGUAACUGAAGACCUUGGACAGAGUGAUGUCCUGACUUUAAAGCUGUAAAUCUGAUCAGAUUUCCACACAAUCGGAAAAUACAGAGAAGUAAAUUGAAGUACUGAAAGUAAAGGAUCAGCAGCAUCUGUUCGUCUGCCUUGUAAGAAAUCUGUUUCUGCCUUUCAGCCACAAAGAACAAAAGUGACAGUAAACUGUCUUUUUAUAUUUUAAUCUUGAUUCACAUUUUUUUAUUUACACCCGACAGCAUGAACCAAAACUGGAGUCAUGAAACGAUGUUCUUUGGUCUUGUAACAUGCAACUAAGAGCAAGGAGGUCAAUGGUCAAAGCAGCUGGAGUUUUGUUUUAUUUCAGUGGGAAAAUUAUGUUAAUGGAGAAAAAAAACAAAUGUACAGAUAUGACAUAUGCCUUUUUUUUUUUAUUGGCCUGUCCAUCACUUUGGUCCGGAGCAGAAUAGCUGUAGCUAGGAACUGUGUCUGUCCAUAAUGUGGCUCUGAUGAACACUGCAGCCUGUUGGGGGCAUUGACAGGACAGAAGAGUUAGUUUUCUUAAGGAUUUUAUAGUUAAUCCACUGGUUCCUGAGAUUAAUCCAAGUUACUGUAAAUCUGAGGUCAUGAGAUGAUUAACAAGGUAGAAAUGAUGGAAAAGAAUAAAAAAAAUAAAAAAUAAAAAAAGCCACAAAAUCUCAACUGAAGGUACACUUAUCUGCUUGCUUGUUAGUGCUUUUGACGGUAUCACAUGAUAAAUUACACUAAAUGUAAAUGUUUAGUCUUUCCAUGAAGCUGACUUGUUGACUGAAGAUGAGCUUCACAGUUCAUUCCUGGCUGGACCGGAAUACUUAAGGACCUGGUUUAGUUUGUUUUUCCUUUACUACACAUGGUGUUCCAGUCUCUGCUGUAUCGUUGGGAACACGACUGUUUAUACUGUAGCUCAGAGAUCAGUGCAACAUGUGAUUAAGGUUUUAAUCAGUGACAAACAUCUCUCAGUUCUCAUCUUGUUCUAGAAUGUAACCACAUUUUCUGAUUUUUUUAAUAUAUUGACAGUGAAACUGCUGCACAGUCUGAGAACUUCCUGCUUGUGUGUUUUGCUGCAGGAUUAUCUGUGUGUGUGUGUUUAGUCAGUAAUGAUCAGCAUGCUGACCAGGCUGUGUGUGUGUAGAUUAUAAAUGCAGCUCAGUCAAUCUGAUAAGCUGAAACCUACCGCUGAACACAUCAUCACUGCUGCUACAGGUCCUGAUAACAAGUCACCAUGAGUCCUAAACAUGUCGUCUUCAAGAAAGUUUCCCGCGACAAGUCGGUGGCAGUCUACAUGGCCAAGAGAGACUUUGUGGAUCACUGUGACUUUGUGGAUCCAGUCGAUGGAGUGAUCGUGAUCGACCCAGUGCAGCUCAAAGGAAAGAAAGUGUACGUGAUGCUGUCAUGCACGUUUCGGUACGGCCGUCAGGACAUGGAUGUGAUGGGUGUUGCCUUCAGGAGGGACCUGUUCUUGGUGACCCGGCAGGUUUACCCCGAGCUGCAGGACAAAGAGAAACUGACUCACACCAAGAUCCAGCAGAAACUGCUGCGAAAGCUGGGAGACAACGCCUUCCCUUUCUUCUUCGAGUUUCCGGACAACCUGCCGUGUUCUGUCGCUCUGCAGCCUGGACCAACUGAUGUGGGAAAGAAAUGUGCGGUGGAGUUUGAGGUGAAAGCUUUCUGUGGUGAAAACCAGGAUGAGAAGAUUGACAAACAGAGUUCAGUUCGUCUCAGCAUCCGUAAGAUCCAGUUCAGUCCAGAGAACAGUAAACUGGUUCCAGUAGCAGACACCACCUUCGAGUUCCUGAUGUCUGAGAAACCUCUGCACGUCAAACUGAGUCUGCCUAAAGAGAUAUUUUACCAUGGUGAGCCAGUCAAAGUGAAUGUUGAGAUCAACAACUCAUCCAGCAGGAACAUCAAAGACAUCAGUGUGUCAGUCGAGCAGGUGACCAAUGUUGUUCUUUACUCCGACGACAAAUAUGUUAAAUCAGUGGCCAAAGAGGAGACAAAUGACUCAGUUUCCUCUGGGACCAGUCUGAAGAAGGAAUACACCCUGUAUCCUCUGCUUGCUCACAACAAAGACCGGAGAGGACUCGCUUUGGAUGGACGACUCAAACAUGAGGACACCAACCUGGCUUCAUCUAGCAUUGUGAAGCAGGAGGUGCUGAAGGAGGUCCAGGGGAUCUUGGUCUCCUAUAAGGUGGUGGUGAGGAUGAUGGCCUCUGGUGAGGUGUCCCUGGAGGUUCCUUUCAGACUGAUGCAUCCUAAACCUGAAACAGCCAAGGAGGGUGAAUCAGAUGAUAUGGUAUUCGAGGAGUUUAAACGAGCCUACCUGAAGGGAGUGGUCUAUGGGGAUGAUGACGAAUCUCCAACCGAGGCCUGAAAACUCAGCAGGUCAGACACUGUCCCUGCUGUCCGUCACUGCCCAGAGCUGAAGAUAAAUACAUUUUGGUGCAGAGACAUUAUGGUUUCUAAUGUUAAUGAUGUUUCCUCUAGCGCCUCCCUCAAGACAAAAUUUACAUUUAGCUCCACUGCUGUAAAUCAUAGAAUGAUGGAUGUUCUGUUGUACUGUGACGGUAGUGAAGUCCGCAGCCUGUAGGGGACACUGUGGUGUGGGACAAACCACAGGUGUCAUACAGACACACCACAGGAGGAUUGAAAGUGAUAAAAUCCGAAUAAAAGUUUUGGAUCACUGGUAGAAACGCAGUGUUGUAUCCUCAUGAGCUGCUGGUCACUGUUGCUUUCUACUCUCAGAAUCACAGGAUCUUUUUGACAUUCAGCCUCCAUCUAGAACAAAAGAAACCAUCCUUUUUCGCUCUGUAACUCAUAUUCAUUGAUUUUUAGAGAAGCUAGAGCAGCAUGACAAGGGGAAAAAUUGUCUGAUGAGAGGCUCUGGCUCCUUGACAGCAUCUUGACACAAAGCAAAUGGAGCAGUGAAUCACUGCAGGCUGAAAUGUGGAAGCUUUCUAGUUCCUUACUGCUCGUUAAUCUGCUUUGUGAUUAAGUAAAUGCUGUAGUCCUUUUCAAGAAUAAGAAUGUAAGUGAUCAUGUUAUUAGGUAGAAAUCUGUUGAUUCAUGUGAAGGACUCUGUAGGGAAAACCUGUGGGGCAGAGCAAUACUUCUAACCUCCUCCUGACAAACGGUGACGUCAGUGAUUGUAACAUAAGAAGCUUUUUUUAAAUUUUUAUUUUUAUUUUUAAGUUUACACUGAUAAUGAGUGAGUUGAUGCCGCUCAGUAACUCUGAGCUCAGCAUCCUGUCUGAGAAAUCCUCCUGGACUGAAAUUAGACAAACACUCUGUUGCCAAGUAAUGUGUGUUUUCAUUGUUUCAGAGCUGCAGACAAGAAAACAUUCAAUUUUUAUCAGGUCUCUGUCAGUGACAAUAAAUAUCAUUUUAUUUGGUGUUAGUGCAUUGAUAAUACAGUAAUCAUUAUAUUCUACCAUUGUCAUGUAAAGAAACCAACUUCCUUAGAAUAUGUUUUUGCUAAAUGUAUGUAUUACAUAUUUAUUUGUUUUGAUAGAAGAACCCUUGACUUUAUGGUUGGCCCCCUCAUUUGUGAAGUCAAAGUGUAAAUCUGCAGUUAUCUCAUCAAUAAAAAAGCUCUGUUUGCUCUGGGCAGCUGUUGAUAUUGACUGUGUGAGACUGAAGAAGAGUGUCCAUGCAAAGAAACGCUGUCCUGGGUAAAUAAGAGGGGACGCUAUGUGACUGGAUCACAGAGUAACCAACAUGGAGCUACUGUAAUCCUAGAUGCUAGUAAAGUUAAA
This is a messenger RNA of Xiphias gladius (swordfish), 4384 nucleotides long. Its product is annotated as S-arrestin-like. Gene Ontology annotation, cellular component: photoreceptor inner segment; photoreceptor outer segment. NCBI's taxonomy places the organism in Eukaryota, Metazoa, Chordata, Actinopteri, Istiophoriformes, Xiphiidae. Gene Ontology annotation, molecular function: G protein-coupled receptor binding. Bases 1855 to 3003 code for a protein of 382 amino acids. Gene Ontology annotation, biological process: G protein-coupled receptor internalization; signal transduction. The transcript has 16 exons. The record is from RefSeq and is a predicted model, not a curated record.